AUCUUCAGGUGUUUUCGGAUUUGGAAAAGAAAGUGGCCCACUUUCACAAUUUCAGUGUUUUGUCACUUUCUUUAUUCCAAAAUGGAGAUCUUCGUUUCGGUGACCACUUGUUGUUGUUGUUGGCCAUCUCAUUUCCCACGUUUUAUCCUGAAGCUGUGCCUCCUCCUCCAUAGAUUCUGUUUGUUAGUAAUCAAAAAAUUUCAAAUCCCACUAAGAAAAGUUUGUUCCUUUCUCAAAUCUCCAACUAUUUAUAUUCACUUUUUUAUUGAACACGCCUCUCUAACUUUCUUCUUCUUCUUCUUCUUUUCCCCCUUUCUUGUCAUUUUCUUUUAUCUUGCUUGUUCCUCAUGUCUUAAUCUAUAACUCUAUAUCCCUUUUCAGCCAUUAUUAUUCUUAGCUUUUAUUUUUCAACGCCCUCAUGAUAUAUCUUUCUUUUUAUUUGUUUAUUUAAAGCAUUAUUUAGUUUUGGGGUUUGGCAUCAUCUCUGCCUCUAACUCAUCUCCACCGUCUUAACCUCUCGUGACACUUUUUCAGUUCCCUUUCUCACUGUUCAAACUGAAACCUACUUGCUUUGCUUCUGUCCCCGUGAAAACUUGUUUGGCGUUUAGCUCAAGUUCACAUUUUUGUUGAUAAGUAUUAAAGAACCAAGCAAUGAAUUGUGUUCUGUUGGGCUUUAUUGUUCUUGGUGCUUUUCUUGGUUUACUUUCAGAGGGAGCUUCUACGUCUAGGCCUCGUGUUAUUAAAGUAGGUGCUAUAUUCGGUUUAAACACCAUGUACGGCCAUACUGCAAGUCUUGCUUUCAAAGCUGCUGAGGAAGAUGUCAACUCUGAUCCUAGCUUCCUCGGUGGAUCAAAGCUCCGUAUUAUGAUCACUGAUGCUCAACGCAGUGGUUUCCUCAGCAUCAUGGGAGCAUUGCAGUUCAUGGAGACUGAUGUAGUGGCUAUAAUUGGUCCACAGACAUCAAUCAUGGCUCAUGUCCUGUCUCAUCUUGCUAACGAGCUUACUGUUCCUAUGUUGUCAUUCACGGCUCUUGACCCUACCCUCUCUCCACUCCAGUUCCCUUUCUUUGUCCAAACAGCACCUAACGAUCUGUUCCUGAUGCGCGCCAUUGCAGAGAUGAUCACAUACUACGGCUGGUCAGACGUAGUGGCGUUAUAUAACGAUGAUGACAACAGCAGAAACGGCGUCACAGCCUUAGGAGAUGAGCUUGAAGAGAGGCGUUGUAAGAUUUCUUACAAGGCGGUGCUUCCACUGGACGUUGUGAUUACUAGUCCAGCUGAGAUCAUAGAGGAGCUGACUAAGAUCCGAGGAAUGGAGUCUCGGAUCAUCGUUGUGAACACUUUCCCAAAUACAGGCAAAAUUAUCUUUGAGGAAGCAAAGAAACUUGGGAUGAUGGAGAAAGGCUAUGUUUGGAUAGCUACAACUUGGCUGUCUUCUCUAGUAGACUCAGAUUUCCCUCUGGAUCUUAAAUCUCUCAAUGGAGUUCUGACACUACGUCUUCACACUCCUGAUUCAAGAAAGAAAAGAGACUUUGCGGCACGGUGGAAGAAGAACAAGACUAUUGGGUUGAAUGUCUAUGGUUUGUAUGCUUAUGAUACUGUCUGGAUCAUCGCGCAAGCUGUGAAGUCAUUUCUGGAAGCUGGAGGUAAUCUAACCUUCUCUCAUGAUGCAAAGUUAAGCAACCUUAAAGGCGAAGCGUUGAAUCUAAGUGCGUUGAGCAGAUUUGAUGAAGGACCACAGCUUCUUGAUUACAUUAUGCGUACAAAGAUGUCUGGUCUAACAGGUCCGGUUCAGUUUCAUCGAGACAGAUCAAUGGUACAGCCUUCAUAUGAUAUUAUCAACGUGGUCGAUGGCCGUUUUCGCCAAAUAGGUUACUGGUCUAACCAUUCUGGUCUUUCUGUUGUGCCUCCUGAAUCGUUUUAUAACAAACCUUCUAACCGUUCUAGCUCAAACCAGCAUCUGAACUCUGUAACUUGGCCUGGAGGGACAUCGGUUACGCCUCGUGGAUGGGUUUUUCCUAACAACGGGAAGCUGUUGAGGAUCGGUGUUCCGAAUAGAGCAAGCUUCAAGGACUUUGUGUCGAGGGUCAACGGAAGCAGCAGCCACAAAGCGCAAGGGUAUUGCAUCGAUGUGUUUGAAGCUGCGGUGAAACUGCUUUCUUAUCCGGUUCCUCACGAGUUCAUUUUCUUCGGAGACGGUCUCCAGAAUCCAAACUACAAUGAUCUUGUCAACAAGGUCGCCAAUGGGGUUGACUUCGAUGCUGCUGUAGGAGAUAUAGCCAUUGUCACAAAACGAACAAGGAUUGUGGAUUAUACUCAGCCAUACAUUGAGUCAGGCCUUGUAGUUGUUGCUCCUGUGACAGCGCUUAACGAAAAUCCUUGGGCCUUCUUACGCCCUUUCACUCCUCCUAUGUGGGCUGUAACAGCUUCUUUUUUCAUGGUCGUUGGAGCUGUGAUAUGGAUUCUUGAACACCGGACAAACGAUGAGUUUCGAGGUCCCCCAAGGAGACAAAUCAUUACCAUUCUCUGGUUCACCUUCUCGACCAUGUUUUUCUCUCACAGAGAGAAUACAACGAGCACUCUUGGUCGCAUGGUGCUGCUGAUAUGGCUAUUUGUGGUUCUAAUCAUUACAUCUAGCUACACUGCGAGUCUGACAUCGAUGCUUACAGUGCAACAGCUAAAUUCACCUAUAAAAGGAGUAGAUACACUCAUCAGCAGCAGUGGUCGUAUUGGCUUCCAGGUUGGUUCAUUUGCUGAAAACUACAUGAUUGAUGAGCUCAACAUCGCCAGAUCAAGACUUGUGGCUCUCGGCUCCCCUCAAGAGUACGCUACUGCGCUUCAGAAUGGUACUGUUGCUGCAAUAGUUGAUGAACGUCCUUAUGUUGAUCUCUUUCUCUCAGACUACUGUAAGUUUGCCAUCAGAGGUCAAGAGUUCACCAGAUGCGGUUGGGGAUUUGCAUUCCCAAGAGACUCUCCUUUAGCAGUGGACAUGUCAACAGCAAUUCUUGGUCUAUCUGAAACUGGGGAGCUUCAGAGGAUCCAUGACAGAUGGCUUUCCAAAUCUAACUGCAGCAGCCCGCACGGGUCUCAGUCAGGUGACUCAGAACAGCUCAACGUGCACAGCUUCUGGGGGAUGUUCCUUGUCUGUGGUAUCGCUUGUUUUGUAGCUCUCUUUAUCCACUUUGUCAAGGUAGUCCGCAACUUCAUCAAACACAAGCCAGAAGAAGAAGAAAAGGAUAUACCUUCACCAGAGAGUUCUCGUUUGAAAAAGCUGCAGACUUUUCUAGCUUAUAUUGAUGAAAAGGAAGAGGAAUCCAAGAGAAGGUUUAAGCGCAAACGAAGCAGCCUUUCUAUGAAUGCAAAUAGUAGUAUCUCAUCUAGACAAAUAUGAAAUAAACAUAAGGUGUUCUUUGUUCAUCUGUACAUUUUAACACACACCUCAUUUGUAAGCAAAAUUGGAUUUUGUCAUAGAUGCAGAUUUGGAUAAAGAAUAAUACAUUUACCAAUCAUCCAAACUAAAGCAUAAACUUUUAACUUCAGAACUACUUGUAAGUUGCAAGACAGAAGUGGAAAACAAGCUUUUCCGGUUCGGUUUAGAGGUGUUGUGGCUAAACUCAAACAUUGAUUCAGUGGUCAGGUGGGAAUGGAAAAUGAGGGGAUAUAAUUCUGAUCUCACUCCACUAAUCAGCUUUGCUGGUUUCAUUACUUGUAAGUUGAAUUUCAACAAGUUUUGUUGCUGUUGGUCAAUCUAUUAAUAAUAUGAAUCCCAUUUAAUAUUAAAAAUUGUGUCUUUUCAUAAAAAACUGAUAUUAAUUUGAUUUUUUUUAAAGUAGUUAUACUAUCUUCAUAAGUGAGUUGUGUCUUUUCAUAAAAAUUGAGAUUACUUUUGUUUCUCCAACAUGUAACUAUUGGAAAAGUUCUAAAAUAUAACUUUUUUGUCAACAAGUUCUAAAAUAUAAUUAAAAUAUCCCAAUCAAUAAGUUUAUUUGUACAAUUAUUAGUUUUAAAAGUUGUGUCUUCUCAUUAUAAAAGACAAUUUUUUUAAAAAAUUGUUAAAAUAUUCCAACAAGUGUCUCUUCUACAAUUAUGUAUUUUUCAAAUAUAAUAAAGUGACUUUUGUCAUGAUGUGUCUAUUCAUAAUAUUUUGUAAAUGUAAUAUUUUAAAAUAACUAUCUAAAAUUUAAAGUUGCGACUUUCGUAUAGAUCUUUGAAAAUAUAUAAAUAGUUUAUCUCAAUAAAUUCCUCAUUGUAAUUUUUUCACAUUUAUUAAAAUGGUGAAGAAAAAAAAUUGUGUAUAGUUUACAUGCUUAUAAAUUCUUAGAUGAUAUUCAAAUGAAAUAUUGUCAACAAAAGAUAUUAGGUAAGAUCAUUCGACUUUGGAUGGUAAAAAAUCCUAAAUGAAAUAAUAAAAUUAUUAAUCUUAAUUUUCUUCUACUAGAUUAAAAUGUAUGUUUUUUUCUUCAGAACUGCAUUUCUGAUUAUGUAUGUUCCAUGAACAUAUAAUCCAUGUCUUAUAUAUUCAUUAUUUUAGAUUAUAUUUUAAAAAAAUUAUUAUGACUAUAUUAUUAUAAAUAUCUAAAAAUAUUCUGAUAAUUCGGUUUGUAGUGUAAUUUACUUAUUUUAUAAUAUUACAUAUUAAAAAAAUAUCGUUUUAAAUGAUUUUUUUUCUUGUUUAUAUUAUCAUGUCUUGGAGUGGAUUUUUUUGUCUGAUUUGUUUUCGUUUAUCCGGGUAUCAGAUAAAAUGUUCGGAUCUAUUUAGACAAUUUUAUUUAUGAAUAGGCCAGUAUUAUUAUCUUUAAAAAAGUAAUAGACCAGUAUUAAGAAAAUGUAGACCAUGAAUAAACAUCUUUAUAUAUCCACAUUUUAAUUUAUCAUGAGUUUGAUAUAUGUACUAUUUAUUAAUUGACUCUAAUUACACAUAAAUGGGAAUGAUUGUUGGAGAUUUAAGUGAUCUUUUAAAACACUUAAGUGUACUAUUAUAGUUUUUUAGAUGAACAAUUGAAAAUGAUUAAAUGAAACAUUACAAUUGUUGGUGAUUGCAAUUUUAACAUUAAAAAUUAAACCAAUAGAAUCUGCGUCUAAAAAUCUUUAAAUACACAAAUAGUGGGAUUAACUUAAAAGUUUUCCACUCAACAAUCUAGUUUUCUGAAUCAGGAAUUAUUGAUGAGUCCUAACCUUCAAUAGCAGAGGCUGAGAUGUUCAAAUUCAAAACUCAAUUAUACGAAUUUGAGUCUAUGAGCGGUUAUAACUAUACCAAGUUACCAAAGUAAUAUCGGGAGGAAAAAUAUAUAAAAUAGUUGUAGUUGAUAUUUGAUCAUAUAUCGAUACAAAAUUUCUUAUAAUUUUGGUUCCAUAUUUCUUUAUAUUGGGAUUAAUAUAUAAUACAAAUUUUAGCUUUUCAAUCUAAUAUUAUAAAGAAGACUAUUCUCUCACGAGAAGGAGCCACAUCACUAAUUCGAUUCACCACGUUGCGACACCUGUCCCCUUUCUUCUAAACUCACCGUUUCAUUUAUUUCGUAUUGGGUUUUGGGGUUUCUUUGACUUUGUCGUUGGGCUUCUUUCUGCACACGAUCAGCCCGUCGAACUCUACAUUCAAUAUCAAAACUGAAACGUUGCGUUUUAGAUUAGGGUUUUCGUUGUCUCUCUCUCGCGUCUCCAUUGUUCCUGCAUGGAUCGAUCUUUCAUCUUCUUCAUCCGCUACGAGAUGAUGCAGUAACUGAUCCCCUCAUAAAGCCCUCCUUAAUCACUCACACACGAUCUCCAUUCGAUGCGACCCUGGAGAGUGCAAGGCGGUGGAAGUCUACUAUAAAAAGAUAUGAAUCAUGCUUUCAUAAUCAUCCUUCAUUCUAAACUAAUCAUUAUACAAAAGGUUUGAGUCAUGGCUAACGAUUUGGUUAUCCUCUCCGAUCUACAGACUGGCCACUCUUCCUCCUCCGUUCAAGUUCGCCUGCUCCGAUUUUGGGAGGCCAGGAACGUCCGGCGUGGUGGAGAGCUUAUGUCCUAAUGAGUUGAGCAGCUGGCAAAUAAAACUCAAAGAGAGAAGAGAGAGGUUCAAGUUGUGCUCCGUGUGGACAAGGACUAGGAGGUUUCUGAUCCGAAUCCUCACAACUCCAUUGUAAGGUCUCUCAACCACAAUUGUACAGGUUCUGCUGAGUACACAAGUCUAAGAUAUCUUGAGAGCUCAUCAGCGGAAUCAAGUUCGGAUCUAGAAAGACGAGACAGAAACAUUCAAGACCUGAAACAAGAGCAGGAGCAACCAAGUCCUGUCUCUUUUCUAGAGAGGAUACGUCUGGAAGAAGAAACAGUAGAAGAGAAGAUUAGAUUGCUAGCUUUUGAUGAUUCAGGCAUGAAUCUUCUAGAAAAGGACUCAGUUCACAAGUUUGUGAAGAAAGUUCUUGAAGUUUUAAGACUGAACUGGACUAAUCUCAUGGCAAGAUGCAUCAAAGAAACAUCACUACUCGACGAAUUCUCACACGAAGCUUCUUCUAGUUCUUGAUCACACGGACGAGAUCACACCUAGCCAGGCGCAGGUAGCAUCGGAGAAGGUGAAGAAAGCACGCAAGGCAUAGGUGAAGAGGAUUGGAGUACAAGACGCAGUUUUUCCUGUGUGUUUUUUAAUGCUGAAGUCGUUUAUGUUGUUUUUUUUUUCCUUUUCUGGUGUUUGCUUUAUUAACAAGUUUGACUUUUACACUUUCCUACUUCUAUAGUUUUGGUUUUCUUAAUACCAAAUA
Messenger RNA from Brassica rapa (field mustard), 6730 nucleotides. Its product is annotated as glutamate receptor 3.1. Lineage: Eukaryota; Viridiplantae; Streptophyta; Magnoliopsida; Brassicales; Brassicaceae. Gene Ontology annotation, molecular function: ligand-gated monoatomic ion channel activity. The record is from RefSeq and is a predicted model, not a curated record. Gene Ontology annotation, cellular component: membrane.